This is a messenger RNA of Entelurus aequoreus (snake pipefish), 1437 nucleotides long. It is a transcript of the gene cbln4, whose product is annotated as cerebellin 4 precursor. Lineage: Eukaryota; Metazoa; Chordata; Actinopteri; Syngnathiformes; Syngnathidae. The record is from RefSeq and is a predicted model, not a curated record. Bases 231 to 815 code for a protein of 194 amino acids. Gene Ontology annotation, molecular function: protein binding. The transcript has 3 exons.
GCUGUGUGACAGGGACACCGGUGGCGUCCCGGAAUCGAACAACGACGCACCAACUUUAAAUUGACCUUUUUUUUUUUUUUCAUUGAAAAAAAUAUGAGCGCUGCGGAGUGUGACUGCGGUUUGACUGCGGAGCGGACGCGGACGCCGUGCGCGGUGAGGAUCAUGUCCACGGUGGACGCGGCGCGCGCCUGGAGUCGCUCAUAAAAAAAGAAGGGGGAGAGCUGAGCACCAUGGCGCUGCUGGGCUGGACGGCCGUGAUGGCGUGGGCGCUGAUGAUGUCGCUGCGAGCCCACGACAACGACACGGAGCCCAUCGUGCUGGAGGGCAAGUGUCUGGUGGUGUGCGACUCCAACCCGGCCGCCGGCUGGAGGGCGUCCGACUCGCCGCUCGGCAUCUCCGUGCGCGCCGCCCAUUCCAAGGUGGCCUUCUCGGCCGUGCGCAGCAACAACCACGAACCCUCCGAGAUGAGCAACAAGACCAGGAUCAUCUACUUCGACCAGGUUCUCGUGAACAUCGGAAACUUCUUCACCUUUGAGUCGGUGUUUUUGUCCCCGAGAAAAGGAGUCUACAGUUUUAACUUUCACGUCAUUAAAGUGUACCAGAGUCAGACCAUACAGGUGAACCUGAUGCUGAACGGGAGGCCGGUCAUCUCGGCCUUCGCGGGCGACAAGGACGUGACCCGCGAGGCGGCCACCAACGGAGUCCUGCUCUACCUGGAAAAGGAGGACAAGAUCUACCUGAAGCUGGAAAAGGGCAACCUGGUGGGCGGAUGGCAGUACUCCACCUUCUCCGGCUUUCUGGUCUUUCCGCUGUAAAAAAAGGAAGAAGGAUAAAAAAAAAAUCAGAUCGCGAGCCGAUCGAUUCCUCUUUUGUGGUGUGUCGUCGCUGUAUAGUCAAAACAACAUGGCGGGACAAAACGGACGUUCCCCAAGACGCUUUCUGUCCUGUCAAUCAAACAGAGACAUCCCACGAGCGCUCUGUUGUCAUGGCAACCGUCUCACUCAGGCGUUCACGCCUGUUGUUGUGGACCGACAAUUCCGUUACGUUGUAUCGUCAAAACCGUCCGCGGAAGCCGUGGUUGAAGUUUGGUACGACCGCCGUCGCCUCUCAGUGUCGCCAAUCUGGAAAAUAUAUCCUAAACACGUACGUCGGCUUGACCUUCACCACUUCACACCGCGUAUCCAAGCAACCUGUGAAAGGAUGCUCAGUAAACUACAUCACCUUCAAACUUCAGAAUUCACCUGCGAACUAAAACCUGCGGUCAUGUUGGACUUUUCUUUUUAUGUAUUUUUUUUAGCUUUUAUCCAAACCAACGUUGUAUUUGCUGAGUCAGCAUUAAUAGUGCUGAUGAGUUGAUUGUAAACGACAGUACAAAAAGUCGCAGAGUAGCAGCAUUUUAAAGUGCAUGCAGAGCUAGAUAUGUAUACGAAUGUUAUG